AUGCGUCUACCUCCCUCUUCAACACUUGGUCAAAAGCUUCAUUCUCCGUGGGCACUCCAAGUCUUUUGUAGUGUCCUGCUCGAACUUCCUUUUUCCCUCCCCACUGCUGACUAAUCCACCGUUCACACCUCGCAAAGUUGCGACCCCUGUAUCCCCACCUUGCGCGGUCUUUUUUACCAUUCCACUAAUCCCUUCCCACAUCUGCUUGACGUUCCCCUCCAGGCCUCCGUUGGCCUUCUGCACUACUUCGUCCCAAAUACACUUUUUCUUCUUUCUCACUAGUCCCUUCACCUGUUUUCUCUUGGCCCUGUACUUUUCCCAACUCUCCUCAGACGCCUCACUCAGGUACUGCUUGAAGACUCCUCUACGUUCCCCUAUCUCUUCGUUCAGCUCGUCAUCCCAUCAUUUAUCCGAUACCCCACAUCGUACCAGCUUCGUUCCCAUUACUCUCUCUGCCGUUGCGUUCACGGUGGACUCCCACCCUUCAAUCACCCUGUCCCCUGCUGCUUGUACGUCUACCUGUCCGUCUUCGACGCUUCUCAGCAGUUUUCUGAAGGGCCGCUGGCCGCUUGCCCUGCCUGAUCGUUCACACCAAUAUGAUGUGUGAGGGUUUGUUUCAGAUUACGCUUCAAAACCCCCAGCCGCUUUACCCCAUACUCCUUGUCGGCAUCGGAAUGUUUGUGGCGGCCAAGCUGUUGGGAGACGUGACGGUGCCGUCCUUCUACCCCGCCCUCUUCGCCUCUGUCGCCGGGUUGCUGGAAGCCUUCGGCGUGAUGGUCUUCGAGCGGAUACGUGAUAGAGCCGAGGACGUGGGAGAAGAGGCCUCGCCGACACAACCGGGCAACAAAGUGGACCCUCCGGCCGACCCGUCGCCCGGGGGGGGGGCGGGGGCGGGGGGUGCGCGGCACGCGUUGCCGAGAGGAUGGACUUGCGAUGACGUCAGCGCAGAGGCCAGGGAGACCUGCCGGAACUGGUUCUACAAGACGGCGUGCAUCCGCGAGCUCCUGCCGAGAAUUUUGAUCGAGGCGGCGCUCCUCCCCUGCUACCGCUUCCUGGCGAACGAAGAUGAAUUCGGCCAGAUCCUAGGUCGGCUGUCGACGCUGGUGCGAGGCGUGGGAAACCCUAUGGUGGCGGUCUACUGCCGCUGCUUCGUCGCCGCCGCCGGCGCUGCGGUGGCCCCGCGAGAGAGCGCCCAUGCGGUGGCGUCGCUGCAGGACUACCUGUUCAGCCUCCAGGAGGUGCAGCAAGGAAAGCUGGAGGGAUACCUGCGGGCGAACCAGUUCGGCUUGUCUGAGUACCUGCACCUUCACGCGCCGGCGAUUGACUGGCUCCUGGGGGUCGUCGGCCCGGGGGCCCCGAGGGGAGUGUUCACGUCGAUACUCGCAAACUACCGCAACCACUGCGGGAUCCUGGAGGUGCUGCGGCUCAUCCUCAACCACUUCAGCCCGGAACACUACGCUCCCUUCGCGCUGGAGAUGGCGCUGCUCAUCAAGCAGGGGCAAGAGUUGUCCACUCGCUGCACGGUGCCAGAGGUGAUGGGGUUGCUCGGCCUUAAGCUCAGCGGCGCAGGAAGCGCGCAUCCUUCGGGUCCCGAGGCUGUCCCGCUUCUCAACGAAGCCUGGCAGGAGAUCGCCCCGGCCCCGCUAGAGGUGUACGUGGAGGGGGCGGCGGCGUGGCUGGGGGUGCUGCUCCAGAGCCCGGCCUAUGGCCCAGACGAGGUGGCCAUCCUGAUGGAGGAUGUGGCGUGCAGGAUGGAAGACGCGAGCGCUUCCGAAUUGGCGUCGGUGCAGGGGCGGCUGGCGGACGGGGUUGUGAGCGCCCUUGCGUGUGCCAAAGACCCUUCGGCGCUUCGGGCUGCUGGGGGGCACGUCGUCAAGGAGGGUCUAGAAGUGUACGGAAUGUUGAAGGAAGGAAUAGGGUUCAAGGACUACCUACAUGGACCAAUGGAUGCAGGAACAAAGCUUAAGGUCAAAUUCAGGACCGGGGACAUAGGCCUUCGAGAACGUCGACGAAGACAUAGGACGGUAGACGAGGAAGACGACGAGUUCAAAUGUGAUUGCGGCUUCGAAUGCGAAGACCGUGUUCAUGUAGUCGCGGAAUGUCCGUUGUAUCAGAAGGAGAGGGAAGUGGGACAGAGAGACAGCGUCCUGGCCGUGCUGGACAAGAGCCGGAGGGCGCAGGCCUGCCUCGACCUGCUCGCAGCGUUUCUUCGCGCGCUGCCCCGACAUACGCCCCCUCCAACCGGCCGCGUCAGCGCUCGCUCGGCAACAACCCCGCAACCACCGCCGCCGCCCCCGCCCCCGCCGGUAACGGCGUCUCCGGAGUCCUCUGCCCCCGGGGAGCGGGAGGAUAGGCGUUUGAAAUCGGGAGGUGGUGAUGAGCAGGAGCAGAAGGGGGCGACUGUAAACGGAGAGGUGGAGCUGGCGCGGGCGCUGGUGCGCGUGGCCAAGCUGCUGCACGAUAGCUUCGACUUGCUCUCGUCCGGCGAGCGGCAGAGGCAGGCGAGCGGUGCCGGGGGGUGGUCGGGGUGUCUCGUGCAACGCACGUGGUUCCUUGUGUUCGUGUGCCCUCGACAGAGCGCCGUUGCCCUGACGUGCGACAUGGUGGAUCGGGUGGGAAGGGGUUGGGCGCAGCCACCCCAACCAGGCGGUACGGGCGAGGCCAGCCGGUUGGAGGUUUUGGCGGAGUGCCGCCAGGCGUUCUGGGGGAUGGACGAGGUAACCGACAGACUCGUGUUGGCGGCAGCGGGCCUGUCCCUCCGGGCCUGGAGGGCGGGGUCAACCGCCACGGCGCGCGCGGCGCUGUGCUUCUGCUCGCUGACGGUGCCCUCCGUGCCCUCGGCCCUCCGGCGGCUGGCUCUGCUCCAGCUUUGCGCGAGCACCGCCCUUCAGAUCGGGAAGCCGGCUCUAGCGGACGCCUUGUUCAGGUCUGCGAUCUGCGUGGUGCCCGAGUGUUCCCCCCUGGUGGUAUCGGGGGCCGACCCCACCGGCUCCUCGCGCGGCAGCGGCAGCCUCCGCGGGAGCGGCGGCCUCCACCGCUCUCCUGGAAACCCCGAUGCGGCGAACAGGAAAUCGCACGGGCUUUCGGGGAGGUCCGGGGGCUCCGCCGCUGCCAGCGGCGGCGAAGGGGGAGGGGGGGGGGAGGGGGCGUGGGGCCCGUUGCCCCCGGGCCCCAGCGGGCGGCUGGUGCUCGGGAUGGGUGGGAGGCGGGANGGGGGGGGGGGGGGGGGGGGGGGGGGGGGGGGGGGGGGGGGGGAGGGGGCGUGGGGCCCGUUGCCCCCGGGCCCCAGCGGGCGGCUGGUGCUCGGGAUGGGUGGGAGGCGGGAGCACUUGGGGGCGUGGCUGCUGUGCGAUGCCGUGAAGAGCCUGCUGGGGGCUCUGGUGGCCGCGCCGGGUCACCCGGAUCUGGGCCCGUUUUAUCUGCUGAGGGGGCUGCUGAAGGCCACCAGAAGGCACUGGUCCCUGCUGCCGUGGCCCGCGGGUUCUGGGCUGUUGGCCUCCGUGUACAUCACCGCGGCGGGUACGCUGUGCGCCAUGUGGCAGGAGCGCCUGCCUUAUUCCGUGGGCGCCGCCGCCGCUGUUGCUACUUCCACUGCUGCUGCUGCUGCUGCUGCUGUCGAGGGGGUGAAGGCUGGCGACGGAGGCGGCACGGGUGCCGAAACAGCGGUCGAGGCUCCCUCCCGUCCCCCGCUCCUCGAAGGCGCGGGCGCGAACGAGGGCGCUGGUGUGGACGACACCGCCUCACGAAGUCCCGGUGAAGACGGCAGCGGCAGCAGCGGCGGUAGCCCUGCAGAGGUCGAGGGAGGGCAAGAUGGUGAGGGCGACGUCGAUGCGGGGGAGGCUUCCGCCGCGGUUCCAGUACACGGGGCAGAGGGCGGCGGCGCCGGCCCCGAAGAGAAGAAGAGCUGGCUCGACGUCGGCGGCGUGCUGGGCAACGACGACUUGUAUCUCCGCAGCUCGGCCUAUUUGGAAGAGGUGCGGGGUCUUCUGGGUGACGUGGUGAUGGCGACAUUGAGGGAGCUACAGGAGCUCUGCGAACAGGGAGAGGCGGAAAUGGCAACCAUCAUCGGUAACGACCACACGCGGACGGCUCGCCUCAGGUACAUUUGUCUCUCGCUCGAGCUAGCUAACCAGCUCGUGUCCAAUGUCAAAAUGGAGGGCGGGGCGGCGUCUGUAGUGACUUACCUUAUCGAAGCGGCUGCGAGGGCGGGGGCCCGCGACAGCGGCGUCGGUGGUGCCGGCGGCGGCAACCGUGCCGGCAGCCGCGGCAGCGGCGGCAUCUUGCGAAAGGGGGCCGUGACCGGUGAUGGCGGCGGCGGCGGCGGCGGCGGCGGCGGAGCCGCGGUGUACUUUGACUCGACGGUUGCGUUCGUCAGCGGGGUGGCCAACCGCAGGCUCUCGCUGCUGGCUGACCUUAAGUGCGACAGCGUGGAGGCGGAGGAGCAGGAAGAGGCGUGCUUGUCUUUGCUGCAAGGAUUGAGCGGGUUUGGCGGCGCACCAUCCGGUUACUUUUGAGAGCGAAGCGGACACACACG
Molecule: messenger RNA, 4534 nt
Organism: Ectocarpus sp. CCAP 1310/34
Lineage: Eukaryota; Phaeophyceae; Ectocarpales; Ectocarpaceae
Source: the annotation of a GenBank genome assembly